CAGCAUCACAGAUCAUCAGAACAUCAGACUGGAGGCUCCGGCUGGAAGACUCGCCCACAACUCAGCUGAUCUGCACGACUUGAAGAGGUCGGAGAAAUGGCCUCAGAUAAAAUGGUCGUUGCCGCCCUGGGUCGGCCCUUCACCCUGGGAAUGCUCUACGAUGCUCGGAAAGAUGCUCUGAUCCCAGGUUUGACAUUGUGGGAUGAGAAAACCCUACAAGAGAACAAAGUUGAAAACUCUCAGCACAGCAGUAAAUUGGACAUUUCCUCAUCUGACUCCAUCGAUUCUAAGGCCUCUCAUCUGGAUGUUGAAUCUUCUCUGAAGGCCAGUUUCCUGAGUGGAAUGAUUGAAGUUGAAGGAUCUGCCAAGUAUCUAAAUGAUAAGAAGAGAUUCAAGAAUCAGAGCAGAGUGACAUUUCGGUACAAAGCCACCACCAUCUUCAGAGAGCUGUCGAUGCUUCACCUUCUCAAAAUGAACCCCGAACAGACGAAUAUUAUGAGGAAGAGCUCGGCAACACAUGUGGUCACCGCCAUCCUUUACGGGGCAAAUGCUUUCUUUGUGUUUGACAGUGAGAAGUUGGAAACCAGCAAGGUUCAGGACAUCCAGGGUGGCAUGGAAGCUAUGAUAAAAAAGAUCCCCACUUUUGUUAACAUUGAGGGCAAAAGUGAAAUCAAGCUGAAUGAUGAAGAAAAAGCCCUGACCAAGGAAUUCUCCUGCAAGUUCUACGGAGACUUCAUUCUUGAAAACAACCCUACGACGUUUGAAGAGGCAGUGCAGACCUAUGCAAAACUACCACAGCUGCUGGGUGAAACAGGAGAGAAUGCUGUUCCAGUGAAGGUCUGGCUGAUGCCCCUGAAAAAUAUGGACUCCGAAGCUCCUGAGCUGACGAAGGGGAUCAGUAUUGGGCUAGUGAGGAAGAUGGAGGAUGCUCUGGAAGAUUUAAGGGAAAUAAGAAUGAGAUGCAAUGAUUCUCUGGAAGAUGGAGUGGUAGAGAAUUUUCCACAGAUUGAAAAACAGUUUGCCACUUUCCAAAAAUUGUGUGAUCAUUACACAGCUAAACUCCAGAAGACCGUGGCGAUGGCACUUCCCAACAUCCGUGAAGGUAAGGAGAAUGAGAGCUCAGCGGAGGAACUCAUCAAUGAAAGAAACGAGUCACCAUUCAGUCAUGAAAACCUGAACAAGUGGCUGCGUCACAAAGAGAGAGAAAUCAACAUCAUCAAGUCCUGUGUAGAUGCCAUGGAGGGAAUAAAGGUCGUCCCAAAUGUGUCUGAGCUGGACAGGGAGGUUUUCGCUCCAGGUGUAGAGCAUGCUCUGUGCUUUAUUUUCACCUCCCUGAAGGGUACUGACCCCGGCCUCCGUGAGUUGGCCAUCUACCUGGACGCAGGUAGUAAAUUAGAAGGUACCAAAGAAGAUCCAUGGUUCUAUUCAAGUGAAGUUAUUACCAAAAUGAGAAAAAAAGCCAAACUUUUCAGUGUUUAUGCCAAAGAACAGAAGAACAACAACAAGGUGCAUUUCUUCAUAGCAGCCAUUGAAAAUGAGAAAUACAUAGGAGCAUCCAUGUACUAUUACAAAAACGGCAUUCUGCGCAAUGAAGAUUUUGAAGAGGUUGAAAUCCUCGAUGUCGAGGCCAUCACAAAGAGAGAAGAUUUGAUCAUUUAUGCCUGUGAUCUCACCUUGGACCCAAACACUGCACACAAGGAGGUCACUCUGUCUGAGGGAAACAAGAGGGCAAAGUCUGGAAAAUCGAAGUCAUAUCCGGAUCACCCAGAGAGGUUUAUGAAGCAUUCUCAGGUGUUGUGCAAAGAAGGCUUGUUUGGGCGCCAUUACUGGGAGGUAGACUGGGAUACCAGUUCUAAAGCAAAUGUUAAUAUUGCUGUAGCAUACAAGCAAAUUGACAGAGCAGCAGGCGGUUCAGCAAGCCAGUUUGGUAAAAAUACCAUGUCGUGGACUUUUGGCAAAUAUUUAUCAUUUUUCAAUGAUUAUCUUGUGGCCAAUCAUAUUGAAAAGGUGUGGGAUAGUAAGUUUACUCCUGCUGAGACUGGCAGAAUUGGGGUGUAUCUGGACUGGCAUGAUGGCACUCUGUCCUUCUACAAAGUCUCAGCUGACACUGUGACUCACCUCUACACCUUUAGCACCACAUUCACUGAGCCUCUUUACCCGGGCUUCUGGCUUGGUGAUGACUCCUUUGCAUUCCUGUGUCCACUUAAGUAAAAGUCACGACAAACUUUUGUUGGAAUCCUGCUCUGUUAGCAGGGACGUGGACUCACAUGUAAAAUUAAAAAUUCGAGCUUGAACAUGCUUCACAAAUACAAAGAAUGAUGUCAUAGCCGUCUCACCGGCUUCUUUGUGUGUGCAUGGGCAGGGAAAGGCUGUGGAUCAAGAGGCGGCAUGAUUGGGUGACUGUGCAUGUCUUAGCCCCACCCAUUUUUUAAGCUUAGUUGCUCUUUAAAUUGCAGAAGUUGGUUACUGAUUUGAUAAUCUUUAUUAUGUUAGGAUAUAAGGUGAGUGCCUAUUGUUUAAUUUAGCAUUUGUUUCACAUCUUCCUUGUGUAGACUUUCUUAUUUUUAGAGUAAUUUUUUUAGAUUAUCAUCAUUUUGUUUUUCUCUGGGAAAUCUCUGUGGUCUGUGGGGAGCAUGAAAUCCGUCAUACUUCUUUGACUUUGCCACAUGCUUCUGGAUUUGUGGUCCUACUUUCUUCCUGUAUUCCCUUUUGCCUCUUUAACUGCUCACAUUGUGGUCUGCUGCUUUAUAAUUUUUUUUUUCCAAUUGCAGUCCAAGUUUGUAAGCUGCAGUGUGUGCAUGUGUGUGUGUUUAUGGCAUCCUGGAUGGUUCUGGUAACCCAUGGUUUAUGGUUUUUGGAACGAUCUAACUGUUUUUGAUGCUGUUGCUUCUGUUGUUUUACAAAUUAAAGACAACACAGACUCAGUGAGAUCAUUUAGGCCAUUGGGGCUGUUGAUGGCGCUGUCCUGGAACUUGCUCCAGACUGCAUCGUGUAAUGCAGACUGCAGGGCAACUUCUGUUUGGCCUGUCCAUUUCCAGACCUCUGAGAAAUGCAUCAUAGUUUGCUGACAUAUUUGGAGCUCAUCGCUGAUGUUCAUAGAGCAGGAGAAAUGCUUUUUUUCUGUAUAUCAGUUGCUGUUAAUUCGAUUCAGACUUCAUCCCAAACUGGUGUGUGCUUUACAGUUUCAUUGCAUGGUGCAUCACACACACACACACACACACACACACACACACAC
This is a messenger RNA of Plectropomus leopardus (leopard coralgrouper), 3235 nucleotides long. Its product is annotated as stonustoxin subunit beta-like. The record is from RefSeq and is a predicted model, not a curated record. Gene Ontology annotation, molecular function: protein binding. Lineage: Eukaryota; Metazoa; Chordata; Actinopteri; Perciformes; Serranidae.